GAGGAAGCAGCCUACAGUCGUUUAUCGAUAACACAAUAACAAUCCAUCCCAAGUCGCUCUGAUUUGUUAAAAUGUAACUUAAUUUCGUGGCCAUGGAUCUACCUCAACAAGUACUUCGCUCCCGCUCCACGACCAUCUAGGGAAUACCCUCCCAUCCGUUGCUAGCGAAAAACCUGCAUGCAACAUUUCACUACCGCUGACGGAGCAAUUAUGGAUACAUGAAACGAUUCACGAAGUAACGCGAAGCCAACAUGUCAACGAACCCCAGCCCCGGAACCAGUAUGCACCCCCAACACAAUGAGCGGGAUCGGGAAGUCAGGACAACGAGCUCCUCCUCGCAACGCAACCUGCUCGAGUUCCUGUGCAUCUGCGUGGCCUGCAUAGCCUGCUACUACAACAGCACUCAGUGCGGCUUAGUCUUCGAUGACAUUAGUGCGAUAAGGGAUAACAAGGACUUGCGACCCCACACACCGCUGCGCAACGUCUUUCUCAACGACUUUUGGGGCACGCCGAUGCGCAAGGAGCAGUCCCACAAAUCCUAUCGGCCGCUCACCGUGCUGACGUUCCGGUUCAACUACUUGCUGCAUGCGCUGGAGCCGUUUGGCUACCACUUCGUUAACCUGCUGCUGCACUUAUCGGUCUGCCUGCUGUGGCGUCGGGUUUGCCGGCUCCUGCUGCGCCAAUGUGCAUCGCGGGGCAGUAAUGCGACCUCGGCUGCAUCUGCCUCGCUCAACACAUGCGCCUUCGUGGCCUCGCUGCUCUUCGCCACUCACCCGGUGCACACGGAGGCCGUUACUGGCGUCGUUGGUCGCGCUGAAUUGCUCUCUUCCAUCUGCUUUCUGGCCGCCUUUCUCAGCUAUGCAAAGUCCGUUGGCGAUUCGGGUUCGGGCAGUUCGCCUCGCACCCAUUGGCUAACACUGUUUUCCUGCUUUGGCAGUUGCCUGCUAGCCUCCAUGCUGUGCAAGGAGCAGGGCAUCACCAUUGCCGGGAUAUGUGUGGUCUACGAGCUGUUCGUCGUGCAGCAGCUUCGGUCGCUACAUCUUUGCCACUUGGUGCUACGUCUCUUCGAGGAGCAGCAGCCCGAGCAACAGUCGCCCAAGCUGUCGAAGUCAUCUGGCAUCCGGCGGUGGUCUUCCUCAGCGUUGUGGAAACGCUUGUGCUUCCUGACUGGCAUAACGCUGGCUCUAUUGGCGGGUCGGGUCUAUGUGAUGGGCUCCCAGCUGCCUAUUUUCACGCGCUUUGACAAUCCGGCCUCUGCGGCAGAGACGCCCGAGCGGCAACUAACUUACGGCUACCUCAUUUACCUGAACUGCUGGUUACUACUCUGCCCCGCGCAGCUCUGCUGCGACUGGACCAUGGGCACUGUCCCACUGCUGGAGGGAUUUGGGGAUGCACGCAACGUGACCACACUGCUAACUUUUGCGGCACUGGCAGCUUUGGUUCUCAAGGCCUGCUUCUCAAGAAAUCUGGCCCAAUCACGAACCCUGAUUAUGUGUCUUGGCUGGAUGGUGUUGCCAUUCCUUCCUGCAUCAAAUUUGUUUUUCCCAGUUGGCUUUGUGGUGGCCGAACGCAUUUUGUACAUGCCAUCGAUGGGCUACUGCCUGCUAGUGGCCUACGGCUUUGAGCAGUUGCAGAGACGCGUCGGAGGGCGGCGAUUGGGGCAGGUUGCUCUGGCCGUCCUCUUGCUCUCUCAUGCACUGAAGACACAUCAACGCAAUUGGGAUUGGCGCACGGAGUACUCGCUGUUCAUGUCUGGCGUGCAUGUGAAUCAGCGCAACGCCAAGUUGUACAACAACGUGGGACAUGCUCUGGAGAACGAUGGCAGAUUCGAGGAGGCAUUGCUGUACUUCCAGCAGGCCGUGCGCAUACAAACGGAUGAUAUAGGGGCCCACAUAAAUGUGGGGCGGACCCUUAACCAUCUGAAGAGGUAUGCGGAGGCCGAGCAGGCCUAUGUACAUGCCAAGGCUCUGUUUCCCCAGGCAAAGCCUGGCGUUAGUUACCAUGCGCGCAUAGCUCCCAAUCACCUGAACGUGUUCAUCAACCUGGCGAAUCUCAUAGCCAAGAAUCAAACUCGAUUAGAGGAGGCUGACCACCUGUAUCGGCAGGCAAUUAGCAUGCGAAGCGACUAUGUCCAGGCCUAUAUAAACCGUGGCGACAUCCUGAUGAAGCUGAACCGCACGGCCCAGGCUCAGGAGGUCUAUGAGCAGGCCUUGCUUUACGACAGCGAGAAUGCGGACAUCUAUUACAACCUGGGUGUAGUCUUUUUGGAGCAGGGCAAGAGCCAGCAGGCCCAGGUAUACUUCAACAAAGCCAUCGAACUCUAUCCUGAGCACGAGCAGGCGCUGCUCAACUCAGCCAUUCUGCUGCAGGAACUGGGCGGAGAGGAGGCCCGCCAGCUGUCACGGUCUCGCCUAUACAAAGUUUUGGCCAAGGACGACAAGAACGAGAAGGUAUACUUUAACCUGGGCAUGCUAGCCAUGGACGAGUCGAGCUUUGAUGAAGCCGAGCAGUUUUUCAAGCGGGCUAUCCAUUUAAAGUCGGACUUUCGCAGCGCUCUGUUUAAUCUGGCGUUGCUGCUGGCGGACACCAAGAGGCCCCUUGAUGCGGUGCCGUUCCUCAACCAACUGAUCCGCCAUCAUGCCUCACAUGUAAAGGGAUUGAUCCUGUUGGGCGACAUCUACAUCAACCACAUGAAGGAUCUGGACGCAGCAGAGACGUGCUAUCGUAGUAUCCUUCGAUACGAUCCGCACAACACCCAGGGCCUGCACAAUCUGUGCGUGGUCUUCGUGGAGCGCAAGAGGCUGGCUAAGGCGGCGGCCUGCCUGCAGUAUGCACAGCGCCUGGCCCCAGCCGAGGACUAUAUUGGACGGCACCUGCAAAUAGUCCACGCUCGACUGCAGAAAAUCAACAAGUUACCUGAUACGGCGCCAGAGCGACAGCUCGCGUACGAGGACUAUGAUCCGCUUGAGUUCAAGCUGCCCCAGGAGAGGCCCACGCAUAAGCCGCGUAAGCGAUCGUAGCAAAAGUUGGCAUUGGCCUGAAUCGAAUAGGCGUGUAUAAAGACAUAAUUUGAGUGUUUAUGGAAAGAAAUUUCCGAAUUCUGUGAAUAGUGCAGAGUCUGACUAUGAUAACACACAAAAAACCGUGGGGAGUGCUCCACCCAAUGUAAUUUCAUUGUACUUAUUAGUUAUUAUAGUAAUUCUAAGAUAUACAACUUAUUUUGAAAAAUGUUUAUACAAAUUUAUUUGUAUGGUAAAGCUAAAAGAAACGAAGACAACUUAUUAAUUUGUUGUAAACUGAAAAUAUCAA
Messenger RNA from Drosophila serrata, 3309 nucleotides. It is a transcript of the gene Tmtc3, whose product is annotated as Transmembrane O-mannosyltransferase targeting cadherins 3. Gene Ontology annotation, molecular function: mannosyltransferase activity; protein binding. Gene Ontology annotation, cellular component: endoplasmic reticulum. NCBI's taxonomy places the organism in Eukaryota, Metazoa, Arthropoda, Insecta, Diptera, Drosophilidae. The record is from RefSeq and is a predicted model, not a curated record. Gene Ontology annotation, biological process: protein O-linked glycosylation via mannose.